Molecule: messenger RNA, 2346 nt
Organism: Oryza sativa Japonica Group (Japanese rice)
Lineage: Eukaryota; Viridiplantae; Streptophyta; Magnoliopsida; Poales; Poaceae
Source: RefSeq, a predicted model, not a curated record
GUAGUUGAUUAGUACUAGUUCGACCAGUAGUUUCGCCCUUUCCCCCCUUCUUCCACCAUCCACUAACCCCCAUCUCAACGCAAACCACCCUCUCCGCCGCGCGCGCGAGGCAGAUCUCGACGGGGAGCGCAGCCGCCGCCGCCAGAUCCCGCCCCGAUCGCCCCCGCCUCGUCCCCACGGUCCCGUGGAUACCUCUCUCUCUCUCUCUCUCUCUCUCUCUCUCUCUCGGAUCGGUGCGAUUGCCUUUCUUUUUGCGCGGCGGGGAUCGGGUGUGUUUUGGGGACGGUGAAGGAGAGGAGUGAAGUGUGGAGGCGAAUCGAAUCGAUCUGAUUAGGAGACCUGCCAUUUCUGUGCUUGAUUUUGUUUCGAUCUGCUCCUUGGGCUGUAGAUCUGGAAGGGCUUCGUGGGAUCUGCUGCUCGAGCUUCGUGAGUUGCACAGGAAAGUCUUGGGCUUUUGCGCUCAGCUCCACCACCUUCACCUGUUCCUCGGGCCAUGGCUGCUCUCGUCAUCUCGAAGCAGCGCAGUCACCAGCAGCAGUCAUCCGAUCGCCGGAGGAAGCCAUCGUCGCACUUCGCGUCACCCCAGUCCAUGCGUGGCUUCAAUGCUGUCAACUGCCGAGCCUUCCACUCCAGCGUCAGCAUUGGCAUCCUGCCAUCCCCGCCUCCACCCCCAGCGCGCACCUACUCCUCCCCGGAGCCGAAGACGCCCAAGUCGCAGCCACACCACGGGAAGAAGCGGAGCAGGGCAAUAUCUAUAAGCCCUUCAACGUCUCCGCCAUCCCGGCCUGAGCUCUGGGCUGGCCCCGCUUUCUCAAACUCUCCGCCUCCCAGCUCGCUGCCGAUACCCAAGUUCUCACUCCACCAGAAGCGCAGUGUUUCACUCGAGUUGCCACCUGCUGGCCGAUCAGAUGAUGUGGUGGUGCCUUUGCAUGCUAAGUCAGCGCCUUCGUCGCCAACCGCAGGCUCAGGUGUCAGCUUCUUUAGUGAUAGUGAUACUGCUAUCGCGACUGAGAAUCUGAGGAGAAUCCUCCACCUGAAAAUCGCUGAUCACUGAAUGGAUGAUGGGCAGGUCCUUGUACAUAGGCUAUCUGCAAACUAACCUUGGUAGUGUGUAUAGAGUAACCGAGAAUGGCCAUCUUUCACCUGGAUGGUGGUUCUGCAUAGUUCAUCAACAGGAGGUACUUCAGGCAGGCAAAGCACCUCAAGUAUGCAUGGCAGCGUGAAACUGCGGUGAAUGACUUGGUGGUGAGACUGUUGGUUGUCUGGAUGAGAGCACAGCAGUUUCUGGGUAGCCUUUGUAGCUUGUGGUCACCUCUAUGUUACUAAUGUUCUUUCAGCCUUUUGGGUAUUCCUUCUUUAGGUUUUAGAUCACCAUUAUCCAUGGUCUCACAUCAUUAACCUUUAGUCGUAGUCUGUCCUUGUUCCUGGUAGUUCAUGCCUGGCAGGGUAUGAUAGUGUCUUAGUACUGUUCAAAUGCUUAGAUGUCUGCAUCUGAUUAUCUGGCAGCUAUCCAUGUGUGAAAUAUCUGUAGGAUAGCAAUAUCUUGCAGUGCAUGCAUUUUGCUUCACCUUGUAGACAUUCCUUGGUUCCUCUGGCUCACUCUACUCUUGCUUCUGGUGUUCUGCAAGGAACAUUAUGAUCUCUCCUAGAUGUCUCUUCUGUUUUUUGGAAGGAAGAGGCGCAGUGGGAUUUCAUGAAGCUCCAAUCUUCCAUGUUCUUGCUCCAUAUGACACUACUAAUUUUAUCCAUGCACCUUUCCUUUUCUUUAGUUUGUUCCAUAGCUACCAUGUGAGACCUCUCCUAUCUUUCUUUCAUGCCUCUACAACUAGAAUUGUGUCUAGUAGUGUUAUGCCUUUUUUAGGGCACCAUCAAUAAUUCCUAGUCCUUGUUUAUGUCCAAGAAACGUAUUUGGAGUUCUACUCUCUUCUAUAUGAUGGACAAGCCAGACUUCAGAGACCUUUGAGCAUGCAGACCCAAAUACGGUUUGCUUAUCACAGUGCGCUUCAUGGUAUUCAUCCCUGGAGCUCGUAGCCACCAUCAAGUUUGAAUAAUCUUCGUAGUCGACGGGCAGCACAUAUGCUAGAACGUCAAUUCAGUGUAGUGCCUGCUUGGCUAGUUGUACCUGGUACUGUUUUUGUUAUAACAUUUUGUCGAUGUCUUGAUACAUUAGCGUAGUGUCUAUUUGGGCUGGCAGUGUAGUACCUGCCUGGCUAUUUGUAUCAGCUUGCUUAAUACUUAAAAGUAGACCUUUUUCCACUGCCUUCCGAGUUUUUAUGAUAUAUUUGGAUGUUAAUGUUGUAGCACUUAACUUCUUAUAUGUGCAAUGUGAACUGCUUUUCACCAGUU